Messenger RNA from Ipomoea triloba (trilobed morning glory), 1282 nucleotides. Its product is annotated as methionine aminopeptidase 1D, chloroplastic/mitochondrial. The coding region runs from base 57 to 1112 and encodes 351 amino acids. NCBI's taxonomy places the organism in Eukaryota, Viridiplantae, Streptophyta, Magnoliopsida, Solanales, Convolvulaceae. The transcript is spliced from 10 exons. Gene Ontology annotation, biological process: proteolysis. Gene Ontology annotation, molecular function: metalloaminopeptidase activity. The record is from RefSeq and is a predicted model, not a curated record.
UCCUGCAAUUAGACAAACAGAUAAGGGAGGGAGGGAGACAGAGAAGAAGUACAAGAAUGGCGGCGGCGUCGUCGUUUCAACCCCGCCUUCUCUCUACCUUUGUCGGGGACACUAGUUUCUUCUACUCGGCGAACUCACUACAUCGCCUCUUCAGCUGCAAUCCAGGAAGUAAACAUGCGUCGAUGCAAAUGUCCAGAACAUUUUCGGGAUUGACAAAUCUUUUAUUUAACAGAAGAAACAUUGAUGCUAUUGCCAAUGGCAAACGUGCACGUUUGAAGCCAGGCAAAGUCUCUCCUUGUAGACCAGUUCCUGAUCACAUACUGAGGCCUCCAUAUGUGAAUUCUAGAAAACCCCCUGGAAUUUCUAGUGGACCAGAAGUGCAUGAUAAAAAGGGGAUAGAAAGGAUGAGAGCUUCAGGAAGGCUUGCAGCACAGGUCCUUCAGUAUGCCGGGACUUUAGUCAAGCCAGGCAUCACAACAGAUGAAAUUGACCAAGCUGUUCACCAAAUGAUCAUCGACAAUGGAGCAUACCCAUCACCGCUUGGUUAUGGUGGAUUUCCAAAGAGUGUAUGCACUUCUGUGAAUGAGUGCAUUUGUCAUGGAAUCCCUGAUUCACGACCACUUGAGGAUGGUGAUAUAAUCAAUAUUGAUGUUACGGUGUAUCUAAAUGGUUACCAUGGUGAUACAUCAGCCACAUUCUUUGUUGGAGAUGUUGACGAGGAGGCCAGAAACUUAGUGCAGGUAACUAAGGAUUCCUUGGAUAAGGCAAUAUCAAUUUGUGCCCCUGGAGUGGAAUUUAAAAAAAUUGGCAAGACAAUACAUGACCUUGCAGAUAAACAUAAUUAUGGCGUUGUACAACAAUUUGUUGGCCAUGGUGUGGGACGUGUCUUUCAUAGUGAUCCAGUCAUUCUACAUUACAGAAACAAUGGUCGAGGGCGCAUGGUUCUCAAUCAGACAUUCACUAUCGAACCGAUGCUGACAGUUGGCAGCAUACAGCCUAUAAUGUGGGACGACGACUGGACUGUUGUUACAGAAGAUGGUAGCCUGUCUGCACAAUUUGAACACACCAUUCUAAUAACACAAGAUGGUGCUGAGAUUCUUACACAGUGUUAAUAAGGUAGCAGAAGAUAAGUUGAAGGUGGCAUUCUUUCAAGUAUAAACUUUUUCAUUAUACAAUUGGAUUGAGAGCUUGCAACUAGUAAAAAUUAUUUGGUGUUAAGAUAAGAUUACUCUAUGAGAAAACAGUAUUCAUUAUUUUAAAUUAGAUGCAUCUGUUAUCUAAA